UCAGAUUCAUAUUGAAAACCUUGAGCAUGACCAGCAACUGACAAACAACCGGUGUGGGUGUGAUGGGCCGAGGUACCAGAAAGGAAAACGAAAGUACUUGCGUGUUAAACAGCUGCAGACAUGGCGACAGCUCUCCAGUCUGACAACGAAGACGACUUUGCGUUUAGUGAAUCGAAAGCCAGUGAUGAGUCGACCGAUGACAGAGACUCAGAUGAUGACUCGGACGAUUCUCAGUUGAAUGUAACGGAGCCAUGCAAGUAUUACAACAAAGGUCACUGUCGGGAGGGAGACAGGUGCCUUUACUUGCACGUCUGUAAGUUUGCCCUGAGAGGAAACUGUCGACACGGGUCCAGAUGUAAGCUGAAACACCCCAGGGGUCGAAAGCAGUCCUCCCCUACAAGCAGCGGGGCUUCGGAGCGUUCGACAUCUCGAGAAAUAAAGAUUACUGAUGGCCGAUGCUACCAGUGGCAGUUGAAUGAUGGGACUGACUGGAAGGAUGUUGACAAUGAUCACAUAAUCGAGGCCCAGUACUGCCUGCCCCAUAGUAAAAGCAUUAAAAUCUACAACACGCCAUAUGGAGCAGUGACCAUAGAUCUUGACAGGAUGCGAGUGUGUGGAAAGAGCCUGAGAGUGAGACGUCUGGAUGACGGUAACACCGUGUGGACCUGGUUCUGCACUUUGAGUCAUAAGUGGAUCAAGUACGGAGACAAGGAUUCCAAGGGCAAUGUAAUUCCUGUGAAGAGUUCUGACAUAGAGCAGCAGUUCCAGAGUGACCCAUCAAGCUCUUUUACUUUCAACGUCCGUGCUGAUACCCUUGAGAUUAAAUUCAGAGAAAUGCGACAGGUGAGUACGAACAGAGUGCGGAAAGUCGCUCGUCGACCACUUUACCGACAGCGCCAGGCCGGGGCUGGAGUUUCUCAAGCGGCCUCAGCUUUGCAGAAUGUUUCUCUGAGCACCAAACCACAAUGGCAGUUCAAGGGAUCCGGUGGAGCAUGGUACGACUUCAAACACAGGAGCUGCACGUCGACUGAAUGCUCAGUCACCAGUGAUGACAUUGAGAGGGUGCACCAGCAAAACUCCGAAGACAGCAUGAGCUUCACAGUGAAGGGAGAGUCCUACAAGUUAGAUUUAAGAGCAAUGAUGCAAACCAACCUCGUGACCAAGAAGACACGCAAGAUCAGACGUGUGCUGGUAUAAGUCACGAUCGAGGAUUUUGACCUCCGGAAGAAAGUCCAGAGGAGAGAUUAAUUUAUUUGGGGAGCAUUCUUUACUUUACAUACUUUUAUAUUGGUCUUGUUAUGGCAUAUUGAAUAUUGUGUUUACAUUAUAAAUGAAUUCAGGAUCAGAUUUAAUUAUCCUGAAGGAUAACAACAAGUGUUGUUUUUAAAAAGUAUUUACUGUCACACACACGCACCUAAAUCCUGCCUGACAACCGUGCACUCAGAUACUAUAUUGUGCCACCUUGCCUUUAAAAGAUUUUUAGAUUUUAUCUUAAAAAGUAACACUCCAAGUAAAAAGUAAAUGAUUUA
Messenger RNA from Scophthalmus maximus (turbot), 1529 nucleotides. RefSeq lists its product as uncharacterized. The record is from RefSeq and is a predicted model, not a curated record. Bases 121 to 1197 code for a protein of 358 amino acids. NCBI's taxonomy places the organism in Eukaryota, Metazoa, Chordata, Actinopteri, Pleuronectiformes, Scophthalmidae. The transcript is spliced from 10 exons. Gene Ontology annotation, molecular function: metal ion binding.